Molecule: messenger RNA, 895 nt
Organism: Dicentrarchus labrax (European seabass)
Lineage: Eukaryota; Metazoa; Chordata; Actinopteri; Moronidae
Product: cytochrome c-b
Exons: 3
Coding region: 150-467 (105 amino acids)
Biological process (GO): mitochondrial electron transport, cytochrome c to oxygen; mitochondrial electron transport, ubiquinol to cytochrome c
Cellular component (GO): mitochondrial intermembrane space
Molecular function (GO): electron transfer activity; heme binding
Source: RefSeq, a predicted model, not a curated record
GGUCAGCUGACUGAUGACGUUUCAAACGGGAGUACCUCACGAGGAGGAAGCACAUUUGUGAGUCGCUUUUGGCUGAGACAGCUGGAGGACAAAAGUUCAGGAAUUGAAAAAGAAAAGUUGGUUGAAUACAUAUCAAGAAAAGAGACACCAUGCCAGUUGACAUUAACAAAGGCAAGAAGGCAUUCGUCCAGAAGUGUGCCCAGUGCCAUACUGUGGAGCAGGGUGGAAAACAUAAGGUCGGGCCCAACUUGUGGGGUCUGUUUGGACGCAAAACAGGCCAGGCAGAGGGCUUCUCCUACACUGAUGCCAACAAAAGCAAAGGCAUCAUUUGGAAUGAAGACACACUGAUGGUUUAUUUGGAGAACCCCAAGAAAUACAUUCCGGGAACAAAGAUGAUCUUCGCUGGCAUCAAAAAGAAGAAUGAACGAGCUGACCUUAUAGCAUAUCUUAAGUCUGCAACUUCAUAAAGAAAAUCUUCAUUCAGCAUAUCUUCUUCCAAUUUUCAUGUCAAACAAGAGACCAGGACUUUCUUUCAAAAUAGUGCAGGAGGAGAAGCAAUCUGAGUGGUGUUAAAAUGUCACAGCUGUAAAUCUGUUUCUGAUAUGAUGCUCCUUUUGUGGUAGCAUAAGUGAUAUACCCUGGUUUUAACAGGUUACUUUUCUAAAAUAAAUUAUAAACCCCAUAUACUGUGUAUUUAGCAUGUCAGGACUGAAAGCUGUGAUUAUGUUGCCUUAGUAUCAUCCAGAUUUGUGUUUCUCCAAAGUGUCUUGGUUGUCUUAAUAAUUGUUCCAAGAAUGAAAAUGCCUUUUCUGCUUCCGAUUUGAUGAUACCUCGACAGUCUUUUAUUAUGUAAUUUUUUCAAACUGAAGUUAAAUAAAACUGACACUAAAUGUAA